This is a messenger RNA of Stegodyphus dumicola, 2871 nucleotides long. RefSeq names its product iripin-2-like. Gene Ontology annotation, molecular function: serine-type endopeptidase inhibitor activity. The record is from RefSeq and is a predicted model, not a curated record. NCBI's taxonomy places the organism in Eukaryota, Metazoa, Arthropoda, Arachnida, Araneae, Eresidae.
UUAAGUUGGAAGUACGAAAUCGUCAUAGCAACGAUGUAAUGCGCUGCUUGAAAUUCAGGUCACUGUUAAACAACGCCCCCUAUGUAGCCCAUCUGAAGUUUUAUUAACAUAUAUAUGUAAAUAGAGAGAUAAAAUAGUUACCGUUGAAAUAUUCAGUUAGGUGUCUUCUUUACCCUACAAAGAACUCGGAGAGAAUAUUCUUUUCCAAAAUGGCUUCCGAAUCUGGUUGUUCUUGCUCCGUUGAAACUGUGGCUGUCAUUGAUGCAAAUAACAAUCUCGGAAUGAAUUUAUAUCAACUGUUGGCUAAGGAAGGAAAAAAUACUUUCUUUUCGCCUUUCAGUCUUUCAGCAGCCUUGACAAUGUUUUUUUGUGGUUCAGAAAAAGAAACCUCUAAGGAAAUUAGGCUUGCUAUUGGUUACCAAUUGGGAAAUAUCACAGAGGAUAAUAUUAAAUCUGCUUUUCAACAACUUCUAUCUACGUUGGAAAAGACUCCUGAUAAUUAUGUUUUAAAUUAUGCUAAUAGUGUAUUAAGUCAGAAAGGAUUUGCUGUGAAAGAAGAGUACAAGUGGGUUCUUCAAGAAUUUUUUAGAGCUCUGAUACUGGAAGUGGAUUUUGUUAUCGAAUCUGAGAAAGUCAUCAGUCACAUCAAUGAUUGGGUAAAAAACAAAACCAAUCAUAUGAUUCCUAAACUUGUGGAUUCGCUUGAUCCUUCUACAGUUAUGGUAAUAUUGAAUGCUGUGUACUUCAAGGGAACUUGGUCACAUAAAUUCAAUGAAAUGUUAACUUACCGUCAGAAUUUUUACAACAAAGGAAUGGAGGACAACAUGAAGCUAGUAGAUAUGAUGCAUAUUACAGAAUCGUUUCUUUACUCUGAGAGAGAAUCUUUUAAAGCCUUACAGCUACCGUAUAAAGGAGAUGAAAUAGCCAUGCUUAUUUUACUCCCAAAAUCCAGAAAUGGUUUGAAGGAACUGGAAAAGCAACUGUCUGCCGAUUUCUUCAAAGAUUUAAAACGCGAAAUGCUGCUUAAAGAAGUAGAUGUAGCUCUACCCAAAUUUCGAUUGGAAUAUUCCAAAUCCAUGAAAGAGACUUUUCAAGAACUUGGAAUAAGGCGACUCUUUGAAUGUGGCGCUGAACUAAAUCGAAUAAGCGACGCUCCGGAUCUGAUGGUGUCGCAGAUCAUCCAUAAGGCUGUUAUUGUUGUAAAUGAAGAAGGAACUGAAGCGGCUGCUGCUACACUUGUUAACGUCGUGGGAUUCUCACUGACAUUUAAUCCAGAAUUUAUCGUUGAUCAUCCAUUUGCUUUUGUUAUAUAUGAUACGAAAUGUGAUCUUAUUUUAUUUAUGGGCAAAGUUGAGGAACUCCCUAUCGAAUCCAUUUUUACUUCUGAAAACGAUGCAAUGGCUGUGGCACAAGCAAAUAAUCAUCUGUCUGUGAAUUUAUAUAGAGUGCUGUCCAAAGAAGACGGAAAUGUUUUCUUUUCACCCUUCAGUCUAUCAACUACCUUGGCAAUGCUCUUUUGUGGUUCCAAGAGUAAUACAUCAGAAGAAAUGCGAGAAGUCCUUGGAUAUGAACUUGCUAACAUUCCAGAUGAAAAUAUCAAGUCUAGUUUUCAACAGCUUCUAUCUCUUUUGCAAAAAACGCCUGAUAAUUAUAUUUUAAGUUACGCAAAUAGCUUGCUAAGUCAGAAGGAUUUCAACGUUAAAGAGGAAUACAAAACAAUCCUAGAAGAAUCUUUCAAAGCCUUGUUGAUGGAAGUGGAUUUUGUCCAUGAAUCACAAAAAGUAGUUUCGCAAAUCAAUGAUUGGGUGAAAGACAAAACAAAUAACAUGAUACCUCAACUUUUGGAUUCUCUUGAUCCUGCUACAGUUCUAGUGAUAUUAAAUGCUGUAUAUUUUAAGGGAAACUGGUUGAACAAGUUCAAUGAAAAAGCAACUUUUCUUCAAUAUUUUUAUAAUAAAGGCAUAGAAGACAACGCUGUACAAGUUGAUAUGAUGCAUCUCAAGGAAUCGUUUCCAUAUUUUGAAAAUGAAUCAUAUAAGGCUGUGCAACUGCCAUACAAAGGAGAGGAAAUAGCCAUGCUUAUUUUACUCCCGAAUUCAAGAAAUGGUUUGGAGGAAGUCGAGAACAAAUUGUCUUCUAAUUUUAUUCAAGAUUUCAAACAAAAUAUGCGGAAAACAAAGAUUGAGUUGGCAUUACCGAAAUUCCGAUUGGAGUAUUCCAAAUCCAUGAAAAAUGCGUUUCAGGAAUUGGGAAUGAAACGAGUGUUUGAAUGUGGUGCUGAUCUCAGUGGAAUAAAUGACUCCAAGCAACUAAGUGUGUCGGAGAUCAUUCAUAAAGCUGUUGUUGUCGUAAAUGAAGAAGGAAGCGAAGCAGCUGCUGCAACAGCUGUGUGUGUUAUGUUAUGUUCCUUGUCUUUUGAUCCUGAGGUCAUCGUUGAUCAUCCUUUUGCUUUUGUUAUAUAUGAUACGAGAAGCGAUCUAAUUUUAUUUAUGGGUAGAAUUGAAGAGUUAGAAGAAGUAGUCUACAAAUAAAAUACAGUCUAGGUAAAUUUUCUGUUUUACACAUAUUUUGAAGAAUUUUCUUUGCGCUAACUGUUGUAUUUCAAAGAACUGAAUUAGAGAAAAUUGGAACAAUUUUGACAUGCUAUUAAAAUAUAAUUUAUAAUAUUUUAUUGCUCAUUAGCAGAGCAUGGACAUUCCUUUUUUUUACUGUAUAAGAUUCUGCUAUUUCUUCAAUGUCUGUAAAAAUUAAUUAAACACUUUUAUUUUAUUUUUUCUGUGUGAAAAUCUUGACUAGAAUGAAUUAUCUACGGUCUACUUAUGUAAUUGAUUGUAUUAUUGUUCGAAAAUAAAUUACUCAUAUAUAACAAAA